Hordeum vulgare subsp. vulgare (domesticated barley) is the source of this 883-nucleotide messenger RNA. RefSeq names its product probable NADPH:quinone oxidoreductase 2. The record is from RefSeq and is a predicted model, not a curated record. The coding region runs from base 63 to 668 and encodes 201 amino acids. Gene Ontology annotation, cellular component: cytosol. Gene Ontology annotation, molecular function: oxidoreductase activity; FMN binding. Lineage: Eukaryota; Viridiplantae; Streptophyta; Magnoliopsida; Poales; Poaceae. The transcript is spliced from 3 exons.
AUUAACGCUUUCUUCUUUUAUUUAUCUGCUACCGCCCUCUGCAGCUCCAUACUCCAUCACGCAUGGCCGCUCCGACGCCGCCAAAGGCCGUCCUGCGGGUGGCGGCGAUCUCCGGCUCGCUGCGCAGGGCGUCGGCCAACACCGGCCUCAUCCGCGCCGCCGCGGGGAUCUGCAGGGAGUCCAUCCCGGGCCUGCAGAUCGACCACGUCGACAUCUCGGAGCUGCCGCUGCUCAACACCGACCUCGAGGCCGCCGGCGGGUUCCCGCCGGCCGUCGAGGCGUUCCGCGACAGCGUCCGCGGCGCCGAUUGCUUCCUCUUCGCCUCGCCAGAGUACAACUACUCCAUUUCAGGCCCUCUGAAGAACGCGCUGGACUGGGGAUCACGGCCGCCCAACUGCUGGGCCGACCGAGCCGCGGCGAUGCUGAGCGCGUCGGGCAGCACCGGCGGCAGCCGGUCGCAGUACCACAUCCGGCAGGUCGGGGUGUUUCUUGACAUCCACUUCAUUAACAAGCCGGAGGUCUUCACCAAAGCACACCUGCCGCCGAAAAAGUUCGACGCUGACGGCAACCUGAUCGAUUCAGAGACCAAGGAUCAGGUCAGGGAGAUGCUCCUGUCGCUGCAAGCCUUCGCCCUCAGGCUCCAGGGGAAGUCCCAACAGGGGAACUGAUGCCUCCAUUUGUUUCCUGCUCAUUAGAUUGUCUGAGCAGAUUGUGACAAACUAUUUAUAAAAUGUAUUCCAGUGUUUUAAGUAGGUCCUAAAAGUUUAAAAUCGUUCACCGCAUGUCCUAAAUAUGCGUAAGUCGUUCACCGCGGGUCCUAAAAUGUACAAUGUGUGCGAAAAUAUAGACAUGUACUGAAUAAAAAGAAGAUAGUUUUUUUGAA